This is a messenger RNA of Eubalaena glacialis (North Atlantic right whale), 6341 nucleotides long. It is a transcript of the gene MCM3AP, whose product is annotated as minichromosome maintenance complex component 3 associated protein. NCBI's taxonomy places the organism in Eukaryota, Metazoa, Chordata, Mammalia, Artiodactyla, Balaenidae. Gene Ontology annotation, cellular component: nucleus; transcription export complex 2; cytoplasm. The record is from RefSeq and is a predicted model, not a curated record. Gene Ontology annotation, molecular function: nucleic acid binding. Gene Ontology annotation, biological process: mRNA export from nucleus. The transcript is spliced from 29 exons. The coding region runs from base 277 to 6222 and encodes 1981 amino acids.
GAGCGCGUCGGGCCCCAGGCGCGGGACGGACCGGAAGUGGGGCCGCCUAGCUUUCUGCUCGCUGCGCGCAGUGAAGCGGUGAGUCUGGCUGCCGCGGUCUUUGCGUGCGGCUCCAGCUCGGCGCCAAGGGGCCUUGGGACGGCGGGCGGCGGCGUCCCUGAGCCGGACGCUUAUUGUGAAGGUGAGGGGGAGCUCCCUAGCUGAACAGAUCGUUUGAGGAAGGGGACUACUUUUCUGUGCGUCGUAUUUAUUACCUUCCAAUAAUUGGAUCAGAAGAUGAAUCCAGCUAAUCCUUUCAGUGGGCAGCAGCCUAGUGCUUUUCCACCAUCUUCCAGUAGUUCCAUAGGGACGUUUCAAGCUAAGCCACCAUUUCGGUUUGGUCAGCCCUCUCUUUUUGGACAAAACAAUACAUUAUCUGGGAAGAGCUCAGGAUUUUCACAGGUGUCCAGCUUUCCAGCAUCUUCUGGACAAAGUCCUUCUUCUUCAGUGCAAACAUUAGGAUUCUCCCAAACCUCAAAUGUUGGACUCUUUUCUGGACUUGAACACAUUCCGGCCUUUGUAGCUACCUCUGGGCCUUCAAGUUCAUCUGUGCCUGGAAACCCAGGAUUUAGUUUUAAAUCACCCAACCUUGGAGCAUUCCCAAGUACUUCUACUUUUGGACCAGAGACUGGAGAAAUAGCAAGCUCUGGUUUUGGGAAAACAGAAUUUAGCUUUAAACCUCUGGAAAAUUCAGUGUUCAGACCAAUAUUGGGGGCUGAAUCCGAGCCAGCAAAAACACAGAACCAAAUUACUUCUGGAUUUUUUACAUUUUCCCACCCAAUCAGUAGUGGACCUGGGGGACUGGCCCCAUUUUGUUUUUCUCAGGUGACAAGUAGUUCAGCCACCAAUUCAGAUUUUACCUUUUCAAAACCAGGUAAUAAUAAUUCAUCAUCAUCUGCCUUUACUCCUGCUUUGUCAAGUCAAAAUGUGGAGGAAGAGAAGAGAGGCCCAAAAUCACUAUUUGGAAGUUCUAAUAGUGGCUUUACUAGCUUCCCCAUAUCUUCUUCAGGGUCCUUGGGUGAACCCUUCCCAGUUAGCAAAACAGGUGUCAGACAAGGAUGCGAAGAAGCUGUUUCCCAAAUGGAGCCACUUCCCAGCCUCAUGAAAGGACUGAAAAGGAAGGAGGACCAGGAUCGGUCCCCAAGGAGGCACGGUCAUGAUGCAGCAGAAGAUUUGGACCCUCUGUUGAGGGGCGAUCAUCCUCCAGAUAAACGACCCGUCCGCUUGAAUCGACCCCGGGGAGGCACUUUGUUCGGUCGGACAAUACAGGAUGUCUUCAAAAGCAAUAAAGAAGUAGGUCGUCUGGGCAACAAGGAAUCUAAAAAGGAAACUGGCUGUGCUGAGUCUGGGGAAAAUGACCACUUGGCCGUCCCAGGAGGCAGUCAGUCUGUCCUGGCACCUUCCCGGCUUCCAGGUGUGAAUAAAGAGGAAGAAACUGAAAGUAGAGAUAAAAAAGAAGAUUCUCUACGAGGAACUCCUGGCCGUCAGAGUAAAAGAAGUGAGAGCACAGACAGUCUUGGCUUGUCUCCUGAAGUCACAGCGAUCCAGUGCAAGAACAUCCCUGACUAUCUCAAUGACAGAACCACCCUGGAGAAGCACUUUGGCAGAAUUGCUAAAGUGCAGCGCGUCUAUACCAGGCGCAGCAAAAAGCUUGCAGUGGUGUAUUUUUUUGAUCAUGCAUCUGCAGCCCUGGCUAGGAAGAAGGGGAAAGGUUUGCAUAAGGAUAUGGCCAUCUUCUGGCACAAGAAAAAAACAAGUCCCAACAAGAAACCCUUUUCCCUCAAGGAGAAGCAGCCAGGUGACGGUGAAGCUGGCCCGGGCACCGAGGACACACCUUUUCAGCACUCCCCUCUUGGCAAGCCCGUGGCCAGGGCUGCAGCCGGCAGCCUGAAUAAAAGCUCUCCAGUGAAGAAGCCGAGUCUUCUGAAGCCUCCUCAAUUUGAGGGAGACCCGUUUGACGAGGGCUCCGAGGGCUCCGAGGGUCUUGGGCCGUGUGUGUCGUCUCUCAGUGCCCUGAUGGGUACUGUGGCUGAGACAUCCGAGGAGAAGUACCGCCUGCUUGACCAGAGGGACCGAGUCAUGCGGCAAGCUCGGGUGAAAAGGACCGACCUGGACAAAGCGAGGACUUUUGUUGGGACGUGCCCGGAUAUGUGUCCCGAGAAGGAGCGAUACAUGCGGGAGACCCGGAGCCAGCUUAGUGUGUUUGAAGUGGUCCCAGGCACUGACCAGGUGGACCACGCGGCAGCCGUGAAGGAGUACAGCCGCUCCUCAGCAGACCAGGAGGAGCCCCUGCCGCACGAGCUGCGUCCGUCGGUGGUGCUCAGCAGGACCAUGGACUACCUGGUGACCCAGAUCAUGGACCAGAAGGAGGGCAGCCUGCGGGACUGGUACGACUUCGUGUGGAACCGCACGCGGGGCAUACGGAAGGACAUCACGCAGCAGCACCUGUGUGACCCAGUGACGGUGUCUCUGAUUGAGAAGUGCACCCGGUUUCACAUCCACUGUGCUCACUUCAUGUGUGAGGAGCCCAUGUCCUCCUUUGAUGCCAAGAUCAACAAUGAGAACAUGACCAAGUGCCUUCAGAGUCUGAAGGAAAUGUACCAAGACCUGAGAAACAAGGGCGUGUUCUGUGCCAGUGAAGCAGAGUUCCAGGGCUACAACGUUCUGCUCAAUCUCAACAAGGGGGACAUCCUAAGAGAAGUGCAGCAGUUCCAUCCUGCCGUUAGAAACUCCUCUGAGGUGAAAUUCGCUGUUCAGGCUUUUGCUGCAUUGAACAGUAAUAAUUUUGUGCGAUUUUUCAAACUGGUCCUAUCAGCUUCUUAUCUGAACGCUUGUCUUCUGCAUUGUUACUUUAAUCAGAUCCGCAAGGACGCGCUCCGAGCGCUCAACGUGGCCUACACUGCGAGCACUCAGCGCUCCACCACCUUUCCCCUGGACGGCGUGGUGCGCAUGCUGCUUUUCAGAGACGGCGAGGAGGCCACAGACUUCCUCAGCUGCCACGGCCUCACCGUCUCCGAUGGCUGUGUCGAGCUGAACCGGUCCUCGUUCCUGGAACCAGAGGGUUUAUCCAAGGCCAGGAAGUCGGUGUUUAUUACCAGGAAGCUGACGGUGUCAGUUGGGGAGAUCAUGAAUGGAGGGCCGUUACCCCCUGUCCCCCGUCACACCCCCGUGUGCAGCUUCAACUCCCAGAACAAGUACGUCGGGGACAGCCUGGCUGCGGAGCUGCCCAUGGGCACUCAGAGACCCGGCUUGGACGUGGCGGGUGUAGGGAGAGGAGAGGAGUGCGGUGCGGAGGGGGACGAGACCCCUCCGGCUCUCCUCCUUCAGGCCCUGCCCACCCCUAUGCCAGCUUCUCCUCCACACCUCCCGGCACUGCCCUUGAGCAUGGCACCCAGCCUCUUCCAGCCCCCCGUGCAGCCCCCCGUGCAGCUGGAGCUCCUUCCCCCAGAGUCUGCACCUGUGUACUCGGACGAGGACCUGGUGCAGGUGGUGGAUGAGCUCAUCCAGGAGGUUCUUCAGAGGGACUGCGAGGAAGUUGGCGCCGCUGGGGCGGCCUUCGCAGCCGCAGCCCUGGGUGUUUCCAGUGCUGCUAUGGAGGAGCUGUUAACAGCUGCAACCGUGGGCAUUUUGAGGCACAUGGCAACUGAAGAAGUGACGAAGGAAAGGGAGCGAAAAGAGGAAGAGAGGCGGCGCGCUGAGGAAGAGAGGUUGAAACAAGAGAGGGAACUGGUGUUAACUCAGCUGAGCCAGGACCUAGCUGCAGAGCUGACAGAGCUCGUGGUGACAGAACGUGUGAGGGAAACCUGCUCCCAGGAGUUGAAGAGUGCAGUGGAGACAGAGCAGAGGCUCCGCAUGGCCCGUUGCUGUGAGGACGUCUGUGCCCACCUGGUGGACUUGUUUCUUGGGGAGGAAAUUUUCCACACUGCAAAAGAGACCCUCCAGGAACUUCAGUGCUUCUGCAAGUAUCUCCAGCGGUGGAGGGAAGCUGUCGCAGCCCGGAAGAAACUGAGGCGCCAGAUGCGGGCCUUCCCUGCGGCGCCCUGCUGUAUGGACGUGAAUGACCGGCUGAGGGCACUGGCUCCCAGCGCAGAGUGCCCCAUUGCAGAGGAGAACCUGGCCAAGGGCCUCCUGGAUCUGGGCCACGCAGGGAGAGUGGGCAUCUCCUGCACCAGGUUAAGGCGGCUCAGAAACAAGGUGGCACACCAGAUGAAGGUUCAGCACUUCUACCAGCAGCUGCUGAGUGACGCGGCAUGGGCGCCCCUGGACCUGCCAUCCCUCGUGGCUGAGCACCUCCCGGGGCGGCAGGAGCGUGUGUUUUGGAAGCUGGUGCUGGUGUUGCCUGAUGGAGAAGAGCAGUCCCCAGGGAGUCCUGGCAGAAUUCUAGCAAAUUGGUUAAAGGUCAAGUUCAUAGGAGAUGAUGGCUCAGUGGAUGACACAUGCCGUGAUGUUGGUGGCAUUCAGACACUCACUCUCUUUAACACUCUCAGCAGCAAGGGGAAUGAGACAGUUUCUGUCAGUGUGUGCAUCAAGGUGGCCCACGGUGCUCUUAGCGACUGUGCCCUCGACGCCGUGGAGACACAGAAGGAGCUCCUGGGAGCCAGUGGGCUCAUGCUGCUGCUUCCUCCCAAAGUGAAGAGCGAGGACGUGGCGGAGGAGGAUGUGUACUGGCUGUCGGCGUUGCUGCAGAUCAAGCAGCUCCUGCAGGCUAAGCCCUUCCAGCCUGCGCUUCCGCUGGUGGUUCUUGUGUCCAGCCCGGGAGGGGACGCCGUGGAGAAGGAGGUGGAAGCUGGUCUGAUGCUACAGGAUUUGGUUUCAGCUAAGCUGAUUUCGGAAUAUACCGUUAUUGAGAUCCCUGAUUCCAUUAGUGAUUUACAAGGCACAACUAAGGUUUCGCAGGCUGUGCAGUGGCUGGUCUCCCACUGCCCCUGUGCCCUUGACCUUUGUUGCCAGACCCUCAUUCAGUACGUGGAAGAUGGCAUUAGCCGGGAGUUUAGCGGCCGGUUUUUCCACGACAGAAGAGAGCGGAGGCUAGGCGGCCUGGCCCCGCAGGAGCCAAGCGCCGUCAUCGAGCUGUUCAACAGCGUGCUGAGCUUCCUGGCCUCUGUGGCGUCCUCCGAGCAGCUCUGUGACCUGUCCUGGCCUGUCACUGAGUUCGCCGAGGCAGGGGGUAGCCGGCUGCUUCCUCACCUUCACUGGAACACCCCGGAGCACCUGGCCUGGCUGAGGCAGGCUGUCCUUGGCUUCCAGCUCCCACAGGUGGACCUUCCGCCCCCGGGAGCUCCCUGGCUCCCCGUGUGCUCCAUGGUUGUCCAGUACACCUCCCAGAUCCCCAGCUCUCUCCAGACGCAGCCCGUCCUGCAGUCCCAGGUGGAGAGCCUGCUCCACAGCACGUACCGCAGGUGGAAGAGCAAGAGCCCCUCCCCAGGCCAGGGGGCGCGGCCCUCAGUUGCCGAGAUCCCGUGGGAUGACAUCAUCGCCUUGUGCAUCAACCACAGGCUGAGGGACUGGACACCCCCCAGGCUUCCCGUCACAUCAGAGGCACUGACUAAAGAUGGUCAGAUAUAUGUGUAUUUUUUUAAAAACCAUUUGAAAAAAUACGACGUUCCUUUGUCGUGGGAACAAGCGAGAAUGCAGACGCAGAAGGAGCUACGGUUCCGUCAGAGCUGUUUGGGGAUAAGGUCUUUUCAUCCUUCUGCAAACAAGCUUCCCACUCGGUUACUUCACGGGCACCGCAAAGGGAAGAGAGGUGUGGAGCGCGGCCGAGAGGGGCGGAUUCCCAGCACCGAGGACCUGAUGCUCGGAGCCUCUGCCCAGGAGCUCCUGGCCCAGUGUCUGUCCAGCAGCCUGCUGCUGGAGAAAGAGGAGAGCAAGAGGUUUGCAGAUCAACUUCAGCAGUGGUUGUCAGAGGACUCGGGAGCAUUUACAGAUUCAACUUCCCUUCCACUCUACCUUCCUCAGACUCUGGUGUCUCUGCCUCAGACUAUCGAACCUGUGAUGAAAACAUCUACAACUACUAGCCUUCAGAAUGACAGGACAGGGGAGCAACUGCAGAUGUCAGAGGCAACAGGCACAUCUCUGACCCAACGGCUGAAGCACUUAGAAAGGCUGAUCUGGAGUUCAAGGGAAGAGGACGUUGCCUCUGAGCUCCAUCUCUCUGCACUACUGGACAUGGUGGACAUUUGAGCUGCUGGACCUGAGGGUCUAGAAGAGUUUCUUUUACUCAAAAUAAUGUUACUCUCAGAUGCUUGAUGCAUGUUGGAAUGUGAUUAUUAAUCAUGCAAAUAAACCACUGGAAUAUCUAA